CUGUGCUUCUUCAGAGAGAGGGAGAGUGAGGCGAAGUCAUGGCUGAGGAGGAUCCCAGCUCGUUCGCAGCCCCGAGCGCCUGCCGCACGCAUCACCUCCACCUCCGCUGCCGGGUGGACUUCGCCGCCCAGGCAAUACGAGGCACCGCCGCCUUCACCGUCCGGGCCGAGGCCGACCAGCUGCGCUCCCUGGUUUUGGACACAAAGGAUCUCACAAUCCAUAGUGUGCUUGUCAAUAGGCAAGAGGCAAAAUAUGCUCUUGGACAACCCCAUUCCUUCAAAGGAGCACCACUGGAAAUCACCCUUCCUUUUGUGCUGGGAAAAGGACAAGAUGUUGUCAUAGAGAUCGCUUUUGAAUCCGCUCCAAGAUCUUCAGCACUUCAGUGGUUUACUCCAGAGCAGACAUCAGGAAAGAGGCAUCCCUUCCUCUUCAGUCAGUGUCAGGCUACUCACUGUAGAGCUAUUCUUCCUUGCCAAGAUACCCCUUCUGUGAAGUUAACAUACUAUGCAGAGAUAUCUGUUCCAAAUGAACUGGUGGCUCUUAUGAGUGCUAAGAGAGAUGGAGACAUGCCUGAUCCCGAAGACAGCUCUAGGAAGAUAUACCGCUUCUUUCAAGAUGUUCCAAUACCCUGCUAUCUGAUUGCUCUGGUUGUUGGUGCAUUGGAAAGCAGAAAGAUUGGACCCAGGACUUUGGUGUGGGCUGAGAAAGAACUGGUGGAUAAAUCGGCUUAUGAAUUUGCAGAGACUGAAGCCAUGUUGAAAAUAGCAGAAGACUUGGCGGGCCCUUAUGUGUGGGGUCAGUAUGACUUGCUCGUUUUGCCACCAUCAUUUCCAUAUGGUGGAAUGGAGAACCCCUGCCUCACUUUUGUGACUCCAACAUUGUUGGCUGGUGACAGAUCAUUAUCUGGUGUUAUAGCACAUGAAAUUUCUCACAGCUGGACAGGGAAUCUGGUAACAAACAAAACUUGGGAACAUUUUUGGCUAAAUGAGGGGCACACAGUUUACCUGGAGCGCAGAAUUGGUGGCCGCCUCUUUGGAGAGCAAUUCAGGAAUUUCCACGCCUUGGGCGGCUGGAGAGAAUUACAGAAUACAAUCAAUACCCUUGGAAGCACAAAUCCUUUCACUAACCUGAUUCCUAGUCUAAAGGAAGUAAACCCUGAUGUUGCUUAUUCCUCUGUUCCUUACGAGAAAGGAUUCGCUUUGCUAUUUUACCUCGAACAGCUUCUUGGUGGGCCAGAUGUAUUCAUUGGCUUUUUGAGGAGAUACAUACAACAGUUUGCAUACAAGAGUGUAAUGACUGAGGACUGGAAGAAUUGCCUAUACUCCUAUUUUAAGGACAAGGUUGACCUCCUAAACACAGUUGACUGGGAUGCAUGGAUGAACACCCCUGGCAUGCCCCCAGUAAAACCAGUGUAUGAUACAACAUUGUCAGAUGCUUGCAUUGCUUUGAGCCAAAGAUGGAUCAACGCCACAGAGAGUGAUCUGUCCUGCUUUAAUUCAACUGAUAUAAAAGAGUUAUCUUCCCACCAGCUCAUUGAAUUCCUUGCAUUGCUUCUGUUGGAGAAUCCUCUUCCAGUCAGCCACGUACGACGAAUGCAAGAUGUUUAUGACUUUAAUGCUGUGAACAAUUCUGAAAUUAGAUUCAGAUGGCUUCGCCUUUGCAUUCAAGCCAAAUGGGAAGAUGCCAUUCCUCUUGCUCUUAAGAUGGCUACAGAACAAGGCAGAAUGAAGUUUACUCGUCCAUUGUUUAAGGAUCUCUUUAAAUUUGAAAAAUCUCGUGAUCAAGCUGUUAGUGCUUUCCAGCAAUACAAAGCAUCCAUGCAUCCUGUGACUGCGAUGUUGGUGGCCAAAGACCUGGGGCUAGAUGGACAAACAACCUAAACUCUUCCAAAGAGAACAGCUUCACGUGUUUCUUUUCCUCAUCUGUCAUAAUAAUAAUAUCAGCAACAUUCAUAAUCAUGGUAACUUGCAUGUUUGAUUACUAACCGAUAUUUCUGUCUUGAACUUGAAAUAAUAAGGCUUUUAAAAAGAUUUUCAGACUGAAAAAAAUAUGUCUUGAAAUAUAUUUUACUACAUUACUUGCCACUCUACCAGAGUUGGGAUUGGUACUGUUUUUCUACCUGUGCUGCUUUAUUUGAAAAAAAUAAACUUUUUUAUGACAA
This is a messenger RNA of Anolis sagrei ordinatus, 2161 nucleotides long. RefSeq names its product leukotriene A4 hydrolase (gene LTA4H). Lineage: Eukaryota; Metazoa; Chordata; Lepidosauria; Squamata; Anolidae. Gene Ontology annotation, cellular component: cytosol; nucleus. Gene Ontology annotation, biological process: leukotriene biosynthetic process; proteolysis; peptide catabolic process. The record is from RefSeq and is a predicted model, not a curated record. Gene Ontology annotation, molecular function: metallopeptidase activity; epoxide hydrolase activity; zinc ion binding.